AUGAUGAUAAAAUGGAGAUUGUGUUUAAUCUUCUCCCUUUUCAACUUAGUGUUUGUUUUUUCUUCUUCUGCUAGUCACUUGUGUCGUCCAGACCAGAAGGAUGCUCUUUUGGAGUUCAAGAGCGAGUUCUAUGUCCAAGACUUAUAUGCUAAUGGGCGUACAAAGAGCUGGAGGAACAACAGUGAAUGCUGUUCUUGGGAUGGUAUCUCUUGUGAUCCUAAGACGGGCAUGGUCGUUGAUUUAUACCUCAGCGUCAUCAUACUCAAUGGCCCUUUGAGAUCUAACAGUAGUCUCUUUAGACUACAACAUCUCCAGAGCCUGGAUCUUAGUGGGAAUAAUCUUUCUGGUACUCUGCCAGAGUCCAUCAGCAAGCUCAAACAUUUGAUGGUUUUGAGUCUUGUUGGUUGCAAUUUCUUUGAUGGAUUAUUCAAUCGUCGGUUGAGAUCACUUGAUGUUGGUCGCAACCGUCUAUCAGGAGUACUUCCCAAGUCUCUUAUCAACUGCACUCACCUCGAGUUUCUGAAUGUGGAAGAAAACGGAUUCAGUGACACGUUUCCUUUUUGGUUGAGAUUGUUGCCAAAUCUACAGGUUCUUGUCCUUCGUUCUAACCAGUUCCAUGGGCCAAUGUCUUCUCUUGGAGACUCUCUGAGUUUCCCCAAGCUACGGAUCUUUGACAUUUCGAAAAAUCGCUUCAAUGGAAUCUUGCCAUCAGAUUACUUUGCUAAAUGGAGUGCAUUGUCAUCGUCUUAUUUGGAGAGCCAGACAGUUUUUUACAUAGAAUACUAUCAGAAAUCGGUGGGUCUGACGAACAAAGGGUUGGAGAUGGAGCUAGUUGGGAGUGGUUUCACAAUCUACAAAACCAUUGACGUCUCUGGGAACAGACUCCAAGGAGACAUUCCGGAAUCCAUUGGUUUACUCAAGGAACUGAUCGUGCUCAACAUGUCAAACAACGCUUUCACUGGCCGUAUCCCAUCAUCUCUGGGGAACUUGACCAAUCUCGAGUCAUUGGAUCUAUCUCAAAACCGAUUAUCCGGAAAAAUUCCACUAGAGCUCGGGAAGCUCACGUUUCUAGCGCGUAUGAACUUCUCUUACAACAUGCUCGAAGGUCCAGUACCACAAGGCACUCGGAUUCAAAGCCAGAAUAGUUCUGCUUUCGCAGGGAAUCCCGGACUCUGCGGUGCUCCUCUCCAAGAAACCUGCGGCAGAAAAGCAAAAGAAAAGGAAGAUGAAGAAAAGGAAGAAGAAGAAGAUAAAACAUUUAGCUGGAUCGCAGCUGCAAUAGCCUACGUACCUGGUGUUUUCUGUGGUCUUACCAUCGGUCACAUUCUCUCUACAUAUAAACAUGAUUGGUUCGUGAACAUCUUUCACUCUUUUACUUAG
Messenger RNA from Microthlaspi erraticum, 1380 nucleotides. NCBI's taxonomy places the organism in Eukaryota, Viridiplantae, Streptophyta, Magnoliopsida, Brassicales, Brassicaceae. The record is from the annotation of a GenBank genome assembly.